Molecule: messenger RNA, 1497 nt
Organism: Penicillium manginii
Lineage: Eukaryota; Fungi; Ascomycota; Eurotiomycetes; Eurotiales; Aspergillaceae
Exons: 1
Coding region: 1-1497 (498 amino acids)
Source: RefSeq, a predicted model, not a curated record
AUGGUUGCUCGACUAGCCGCAAUGAUGAGUAUCCCUGACAACUUCCACCUGCAUCGCCUACCGAAUCUGCUCUGCCCCAUUUUGGGAUACCGUGAGAUUGCCGGUGCCGAUGCUGGCAUCCAUGACACACAUCCACUGAAAGAGGCAUGGGGUCUACAAUCCGGAAUCUACACACCCAAACAACUAGUCGAGAGCUUCGCGCCCCUCCUCGACACAGUCAUAUUCCACCUUGGCGAUGGUCCCCGAGGAACCAAACCAGCCCGCACUCAAUUGCUAGAAAAUAUCGCUGCCAAUUUGGCUACGAAUACCCGUGAGGCCACCCUGCGCCUGGCAGAACCCCUCGACAUCUCACGGCGAGAGAUGAAUGCCCAGGCUAUCCGGAUCGGCAAGACUCUAGUACGAUGGGCUCGAGAUCAAGAAUCCAGCAGCAAAAGACCCGUCGAUGUUGACCUCCAACUCCGUAGCUCCUGCGAGGGCCACCUUCUAACACCAUUCAACGUGGAUCUCAUGUUCGGCGACCGCAGUCAACCGCAUCUAAUGCAGCUCUUCAACGAGUAUAUGCAUCAGAUGGUCCUGCUCCGCGAUGCACUCUUGCCAUUCCAGAAUUACCAGGAUGUCCUCAUCCCCAUCAACCGCAAAGCACGAGGUCUCCGCCAUCUUGAAUCCGCACGAAGCCAAUUCCUAGCAGACAUGCUGACCAGGCACACCACGCAGCGCAAUGUUGUAACAUUUGCCAAGGCACUUCUUGCGCCGGACCUCGUUCCUUCGGAGAGUGCUGGGUAUGGCUUCCAGUAUGCACAGGGUAUUAUCCUGCCCGCUUUUCUGGCCGGUGGGCCGACUGCGUUGCACUUGCUGCAGUAUGUUCCUGUUCGAGUCAAUGCAGCCGUGACGGAUGCCGUAUUUGAGUAUCAGUUCGACGAUUAUUAUUCGGCUCCUCGAGCUGAGAUUCCUCCUGGCAUUGAGGAAGUGAUUUCCGAACCAGCCAGCUUCUCUGAGCAAGACAUCCAGUUCAAAGAUGGGCCUUCGAUUGGUCUUGUUGACGGCUCACAAGGUGAUUCACGACUCGACCAAGCUUGUCGAUUAGAGAUGCGAUUUGAGUUGGAGGGUGGGAAGCGUAUGGCUGUCGACGUGGGCCAAAUCUCUCGCGGUCAUCGGUACUCAUACAUUACAGAAGACUCCGAGUCUUCGGUCAAUGGUGCAAACAAUAGCAGUGCUGCUCCCAAGCCUCACCAUUCCAUUAUUGUUCAUGAUGCUGUGAGCAUUCUGGAAACCGCCGACUCCAGCCUCUUGGCUACAAAGGAAAAGGGCGUCCAUGUCAUACCGGUUGAGAACCCCUUGAUUGCCUUUGCCAUACUCGGUAAGCUCUACCCUGGAAAUGUCGUGCUUCUGCCGAGGGGCCGAGAAAUCAGCCUCGCGGAUAAGGCUGGCAAAAGGUUCGAGCCAAAGUUUGUUAUAUGGGGUGGCGCACAGCCAGGAGGGCUGAAAGGGGUAUUUUAG